Molecule: messenger RNA, 3418 nt
Organism: Megalopta genalis
Lineage: Eukaryota; Metazoa; Arthropoda; Insecta; Hymenoptera; Halictidae
Product: glycine dehydrogenase (decarboxylating), mitochondrial
Biological process (GO): glycine decarboxylation via glycine cleavage system
Cellular component (GO): mitochondrion; glycine cleavage complex
Molecular function (GO): glycine binding; pyridoxal phosphate binding; glycine dehydrogenase (decarboxylating) activity
Source: RefSeq, a predicted model, not a curated record
GUUUAGGAUGCGGAAUACAUCUGUGCGAAGGUAGUUUCCCAAUACGGUUUAAGAUAUACAUAUGUGUAUGUGUAUGGUAAGCAAGGGGUUACGAAAGUUCAAGUUGUAAUCAAGAGUUAUGACAUCAGUAAACGAUAGGUCUUGUGGUAUAAAAUCUCCCUUCACUCAGACAUGCUAUUUAGUUUUCAGACGUCUAAGUGGUUACAGUAGUCAGCUUAAAUUUUUUGAAACACAGCUCUAUAAAUUUAACACCUUUUCGAAAGCAUAAUGCUCCGUAUUUUGGAAAUCGCGAAAUGUUCAACGUUGCUAGGUAAACGUAAAAUGAUUCAACAGACCCGUGGUUUGGUUUUAAACCAUGUAAGAUCAGAAAAUAUCGACGAACUUCUACCUCGAAAGGAUGAAUUUCAACAUAGACAUAUUGGUCCGCGAAAAGAAGAACAAUUGCGUAUGUUGGAAACCAUUGGUUUUAAGAGUCUUGAAGAAUUAACGAAAGCAGCGAUUCCAGAAAAAAUUUUGUACAAUGAAGAUUUAAAAAUCGAACAAUCAAUUACCGAAUAUGAAUUACUGAAAAAGGUCACGAAAAUCUCUAAAAAGAAUGAAGUGUGGCGUACCUAUAUUGGCAUGGGCUAUCACAAUUGUUGCGUUCCUCACACAAUUAUGAGGAAUAUAUUUGAAAAUCCAGGAUGGACAACGCAAUACACUCCGUACCAACCGGAAAUUUCCCAGGGCAGACUCGAAGGUCUAUUAAACUAUCAAACAAUGAUAUGCGACUUGACUGGCAUGGAAGUAGCGAAUGCGUCGCUUUUGGACGAAGGCACGGCAGCAGCGGAAGCAUUGGCUCUAGCACAUAGGAGUAACAAGAGGAAGAGAUUGUUUGUUUCCGAUGUUGUCCAUCCUCAAACAAUCAGCGUAAUUGCUACACGUGCUGCUUCCCUGGGUCUCUCACUGGAAAUCGGAGACGUAUUCAAAGUUGAUACCAGUGUGAAGGAUAUCGCUGGGAUUCUUGUACAAUAUCCCGAUACAACAGGAUCCAUUCGCUCGUAUGAGGAGGCGACAAAAAAAGCACACGCUGACGGGACGCUGGUAUGCGCCGCUACCGAUUUGCUAGCGUUGGCCAUCCUUCAGCCUCCUAGCGAAUUUGGAGCAGACAUUUGUAUCGGCACGAGCCAACGAUUUGGCGUGCCAUUAGGAUAUGGGGGCCCUCAUGCAGGAUUUUUUGCGUGUCGGCAAAAGCAGGUGCGCCUAAUGCCAGGUAGAAUGAUUGGCGUCACUAAAGAUUCGACGGGCCAAGAUGCGUAUCGUUUAGCCCUUCAAACGCGCGAACAGCAUAUCAGAAGAGACAGAGCCACCAGCAAUAUCUGCACCGCACAAGCACUGCUGGCAAAUAUGUCCGCAAUGUACGCAGUCUACCAUGGACCCGAGGGUAUCAAGAACAUAGCAAAUCUAGUACACAAUUUGACCUUGACUCUUGCCAAAGGUCUAGCGAACGCGGGCAAUAAGAUAGACAACGAAUACUUUUUCGACACCAUUAAGAUACUGCCGAAGCUGCCUAUAGAUGUUAUAAAACGUAACGCGACUUCGCACAAAAUCAACUUUCGAUAUUACGAAGAUGGAGUUGGGAUAUCCCUAGACGAAACUACGACUGUACAGGACAUAAAUGAUAUAUGGAAAGUUUUCGGUAUGGAGACAACGAUUGAAAGCUUCUAUGAAAAUGAGGCUUGUAUGGACAAAAACUUAAAUAAAUCCUGUUUCGUUCGUACUACGCCGUAUUUGCAACAUCCAGUGUUCAACAGCCACCGUUCUGAAACAAGAAUAGUUCGAUACAUGAAGUCCUUGGAGAACAAAGAUGUGUCUUUGGUACAUAGCAUGAUACCCCUGGGAUCCUGCACGAUGAAGCUGAAUUCCACCACGGAAAUGAUGCCUUGCAGUUUACCAGGAUUCACGGACAUUCAUCCCUUUGUUCCUGUCGAGCAGGCCAAAGGAUAUCAAGAGUUAUUCGCUGAACUGGAGCGAGAUCUGUGCGCUAUAACCGGUUAUGAUAACAUAAGUUUUCAGCCAAACAGCGGCGCACAAGGAGAAUACGCUGGCCUGAGAGCCAUACAAUGUUACCACGAGUCUAGACAGGAGAAGCAUCGACAAGUAUGUUUGAUUCCUAUCUCUGCACAUGGCACGAAUCCCGCCUCUGCCCAGAUGGCUGGUAUGCAAGUGAAACCGAUCCUGGUACAGAAGGACGGUUCCAUCGAUAUGGCACAUUUAACGGAGGUGAUCGAUAAAUACCAAGACACGUUGUCUUGCUUAAUGAUAACGUAUCCUUCGACUAACGGUGUCUUCGAGGAAACGAUCGGUGACAUUUGUACCAUGAUUCACCGUGUUGGUGGCCAGGUAUAUCUGGAUGGAGCCAACAUGAAUGCUCAGGUGGGUUUGUGCCGUCCAGGUGAUUAUGGUAGCGACGUGUCGCACCUGAAUCUGCAUAAAACUUUUUGUAUACCUCACGGAGGUGGCGGCCCCGGUAUGGGACCCAUCGGAGUUAAACGGCACCUUGCGCCGUUUCUUCCAAACCAUCCGGUAAUCGACUGCACGAGUAAUGUUAAAAACAAAAAUGGUAAACAACGAUCUGGCACGGUGUCUGCUGCUCCAUUUGGUUCCUCGGCUAUCUUGCCAAUCUCUUGGGCCUACAUCAAGAUGAUGGGUCCCAAGGGGUUAAGGAAAGCCACACAAGUUGCGAUUCUAAAUGCGAAUUACAUGAGCAAGCGGUUGGAAAAGUUUUAUAAAACUUUGUACAGAGGAAAGACGGAAUUAGUCGCUCACGAAUUCAUCUUGGACGUGAGGAAUUUGAAAAAGACUGCGAACGUCGAGGCUGUCGAUAUCGCGAAGAGACUGAUGGAUUACGGUUUUCAUGCUCCCACAAUGAGUUGGCCUGUCACGGGUACAUUGAUGAUCGAACCAACCGAAUCCGAAGACAAGGGAGAACUGGAUAGAUUCUGUGACGCUCUUAUCUCCAUACGACACGAGAUCAACGAUAUUGAAAAUGGGAAACUAGACAUUGCCAAUAAUCCGUUGAAAAUGGCACCACAUACUCAGGAGCAAGUGAUAUCGAGUACAUGGGAUCGGCCCUACUCUCGGGAAGUAGCUGCGUUCCCGGCUCCAUUCGUGAAAGGAAAUAAUAAAAUUUGGCCAAGCGUGGGAAGAAUAGAUGAUAUAUACGGUGACAAGAAUCUAUUCUGCACCUGUCCUCCUAUUCUCUGAGUUACAAAAUGAAUUCUACAAAUUCAUAUAACGAAUAACUGUGUAUAGUUAGUUAUAGUGGAACUAUUUAAAUAUUUAUUGUAAUUUCUGUACAAAUGUAUAUGUGUUCAUGUAGAAUAUGAUAUAAUUUAUGUAUAAGUAAACAAAAUUCAACAAAAAACGAAAAAAAGAA